CCCACCUGUUACAUAACCCCACUUCCACUUCACAUGAACUUCACAUGAACGACACAAAUCGAAUCAACACUGGAAGGUCUGAAUCUACAACAUUCAAACACAAAAUCUUUCUUCAGAAACAGGUUGUCUGGUUUGGUUUUUAAGGAUCCUGGAGCAAUGUCAGCUGUCAUGAAUGGUACUAAGUGUUUGUACAGUUUUAAAAUCGUAAUGAUAGGUGAAGAUAAUGUGGGCAAGUCGUGCAUGCUGUAUCGAUACAUAAAUGGCUCGUUUCCAGAGACAAUAAACUGUACCAUGGGAGCGGACUUCACAAGGCACAUCCUAGAAGUGGAGCCUGGGGUGAGAGUACAGCUACAGAUUUGGGAUACGACUGGUAAUAAAGCGUUUUGGAACCAUCAGCUUGUCCAGUUUUACAUUGCUCAGUCAGCUGGAUGCCUGCUGGUGUUUGACCUGGGCAAUCGUGAGACUUUCAGUUUCAUUAAGCGUCAAUACACAGAGGUGUGUAAUACAGUGAAUCCAUACACUGUCCUCUUUGUACUCGUGGGACACAAGUGUGAUAUAACAGAGCGGGAAGUGAAUCAUGAGGAGGUGGAACAGUUCGCAAGUGAAUUGGGAGCGCCGUACAUCGAGACCUCAGCCAGAACAGGUCACAAUGUGGCAGAAGCUUUUGAGCUUUUAACCCAACGCAUUUAUCAGGGCUAUCUGAGUGGAGAAGUGCGCUUACAUGAAAGCUGGGGCAAGAUUCAUGAAAACAAGACCAACAAGGAUGAGCCAACUGAAAACGGCAAAUGCUGUGUCUCAUAAAUCGAUACGAGACUGCAUUACAUUUCCGUUGAUGGCCAUUUGAAGUAGCCAUGUAUUUUGACAAAAUAAAAAAUAUUUAAGACAUAAACCACUAUAAAUCACAAAUACAUUUUAUUAUAUUAAAGUAGAUGUUGUGCCAGUGAUACGUUUCUUUUAA
Labeo rohita (rohu) is the source of this 958-nucleotide messenger RNA. RefSeq names its product ras-related protein Rab-39B-like. Gene Ontology annotation, molecular function: GTP binding; GTPase activity. The record is from RefSeq and is a predicted model, not a curated record. Lineage: Eukaryota; Metazoa; Chordata; Actinopteri; Cypriniformes; Cyprinidae. The transcript is spliced from 3 exons. The coding region runs from base 157 to 801 and encodes 214 amino acids.